This is a messenger RNA of Procambarus clarkii (red swamp crayfish), 417 nucleotides long. The record is from RefSeq and is a predicted model, not a curated record. Lineage: Eukaryota; Metazoa; Arthropoda; Malacostraca; Decapoda; Cambaridae.
AUGGGUUCAGCGGCUGCUGUUGUAAAGAAGUGUGCCACUUGCCGUCAGAGGGAGCCCUUGCGAAACUACGCAAUACGCAAUAGAGAGUGCAACGGCCGGGGUCAUGGCGUAGGAACUGGUCGCCAGCUGUCACUUGCUAAAACGCCUGAUAAAACACCUGAUAAAACACCCGAUAAAACACUUGAUAAAACACCUGAUAAAACACCUGAUAAAACCCUUUAUAAAACACUUGAUAAAACAUCUGAUAAAACACUUGAUAAAACACUUGAUAAAACGCCUGAUAAAACGCCUUAUAAAACACCUUAUAAAACACUUGAUAAAACACCUUAUAAAACACUUGAUAAAACACCUGAUAAAACACCUGAUAAAACACUUGCUAAAACACUUGCUAAAACACUUGCUAAAGCACUUUUAUAA